AGGGGAGGAACCGCUGCCUGGAACUUUGAUCAGCGCUGGGGCUGGAUUGAGCUGACCACAGGCCACACCAGACUCCUCUCUGCUCCUCAGGAAGACAGGGCAGCCCGGCGCCACCCGCUCGGCCUCACGAAGCUAACACGGCUGAUAGACAAGCUCCCCUGGGCCUUUGCAACAUCACUUUCAGGAAGGAAAGAGUCAAAAGAUGCUCCCUGGAGCCUGGCUGCUCUGGGCCUCCCUCCUGCUCCUGGCCAGGCCUGCCCAGCCCUGCCCCGUGGGUUGCGACUGCUUCGUCCGGGAGGUGUUCUGCUCAGACGAGGAGCUGGCCGCCAUCCCGCCGGACAUCCCGCCACACACCACAAACAUCGUCUUUGUGGAGACCUCGUUCACUACGGUGGAAACCAGAGCCUUUGGCAGCAACCCCAACUUGACCAAGGUGGUCUUCCUCAACACUCAGCUCUGCCAGUUUAGGCCGGAUGCCUUCGGGGGGCUGCCCAGGCUGGAGGACCUGGAGAUCACAGGCAGCAGCUUCUUGAACCUCAGCGCCAACACCUUCUCCAACCUGACCUCGCUGGGCAAGCUCACCCUCAACUUCAACAUGCUGGAGGCUCUGCUCGAGGGCCUCUUCCAGGACAUGGCUGCCCUGGAGUCCCUCCACCUGCAGGGGAACCGGCUCCAGGCCCUGCCCAGGAGGCUCUUCCAGCCUCUGACCCAUCUGAAGACACUCAACCUGGCCCAGAACCUCCUGGCCCAGCUCCCAGAGGAGCUGUUCCACCCACUCACCAGCCUGCAGACCCUGAAGCUGAGCAACAACGCGCUCUCUAGCCUCCCCCAGGGCGUGUUCGCCAGACUGGGCAGCCUGCAGGAGCUCUUCCUGGACAGCAACAAGAUCUCGGAGCUGCCCCCUCGGGUGUUCUCCCAACUCUUCCGCCUGGAGAGGCUGUGGCUGCAGCACAAUGCCAUCACGCACCUGCCACUCUCCAUCUUCGCCUCCCUGGGGAAUCUGACCUUUCUGAGCUUGCAGGGGAACAUGCUUCGGGUCCUGCCUGCCGGCCUCUUUGCCCACACCCCACACCUGGUCGGCCUGUCUCUGACCCAUAACCAGCUGGAGACGCUCGCUGAGGGCGCCUUUGCCCACCUGUCCAACCUGCGUUCCCUCAUGCUCUCAUACAAUGCCAUUGCCCACCUCCCAGCUGGCAUCUUCAGAGACCUGGAGGAGCUGGUCAAGCUCUACCUGAGCGGCAACAACCUGACAGCCCUGCACCCAGCCCUCUUCCAGAACCUGUCCAAGCUGGAGCUGCUCAGCCUCUCCAAGAACCAGCUGACUACACUUCCGGAGGGCAUCUUCGACACCAACUACAACCUGUUCAACCUGGCCCUGCACGGCAACCCCUGGCAGUGUGACUGCCACCUGGCCUACCUCUUCAACUGGCUGCAGCAGUACACCGACCGGCUCCUGAACAUCCAGACCUACUGCGCCGGCCCUGCCUACCUCAAAGGCCAGGUGGUGCCCGCCUUGAAUGAGAAGCAGCUGGUGUGUCCCGUCACCCGGGACCGCCUGGGCUUCCAGGUCAUGUGGCUGGACGACAACAAGGCAGGGGGCAGCUGGGAUCUGGCUGUGUCGGAAAGGGCAGCCCGGAGCCAGUGCACCUACAGCAACCCCGAGGGCACCGUGGUGCUCGCCUGUGACCAGGCCCGGUGUCGCUGGCUGAACGUCCAGCUAUCUCCUCGGCAGGGCUCCCUGGGACUGCUGUACAAUGCUAGUCAGGAGUGGGACCUGAGGUCGAGCUGCGGUUCUCUGCGGCUCACUGUGUCUAUCGAGGCUCGGGCAGCCGGGCCCUAGUAGCAGGGCAUACAGGAGCUGGGGAAGGCGGCCUCUGGGGCCUGACCAGGCAACAGGUGGGGGCAGAGAGGAGCUGAGUCUCCGAAGCCUUGGCUUUUCACAUGCAAGGGACAGGGUUGCACCCCCAAGAUGAGGGAGUGGAGUCUGGUCUGCUCCACUAAUCAGGGUCUCCUCCUCCCCCUCUUCCUUCAUUGCUUCUCCUGGAGUGUGCGGCCUAACAAGGCCAUCCUUAUGCUUUGCAAAGCACCCUCGAAGGCUGCACCACGGCCUGGAGGAUAAAAUAUCCUCAGCCCUGUUGCUUCCCCAUUCUGUAACACCCACCCGCUCUCGCCCACACCUUGAGGUCUACUCACUGCAUCCCAGAGAUACAAAGUGGAGGCCACUGCCUUCUGAUCUGGCUCACAAGCCCAAUGUCUGUUUCAGUGUCUCUCCCUGAAAUUGUGUUUUAAAUUGGUAUAGAGAAAUAAAGGAUGUGACAGACGCA
Molecule: messenger RNA, 2324 nt
Organism: Macaca mulatta (Rhesus monkey)
Lineage: Eukaryota; Metazoa; Chordata; Mammalia; Primates; Cercopithecidae
Source: RefSeq, a predicted model, not a curated record